Messenger RNA from Protobothrops mucrosquamatus (brown spotted pit viper), 1484 nucleotides. It is a transcript of the gene UBAP1L, whose product is annotated as ubiquitin associated protein 1 like. The record is from RefSeq and is a predicted model, not a curated record. Gene Ontology annotation, cellular component: ESCRT I complex. Gene Ontology annotation, biological process: ubiquitin-dependent protein catabolic process via the multivesicular body sorting pathway. Gene Ontology annotation, molecular function: ubiquitin binding. The coding region runs from base 1 to 1368 and encodes 455 amino acids. NCBI's taxonomy places the organism in Eukaryota, Metazoa, Chordata, Lepidosauria, Squamata, Viperidae. The transcript has 5 exons.
AUGAGCUGCUUGGAAGAUGUACCUUUCAGAGUGACCGUAAGCUUUGUGGAUGAUCUUGUGGGAGACGCCAGCUUUGCUGACCAGCCCGAGAUUGAGCUGCCCGCAUGUGCAGAGGUCUUAUCAUGCACAAUGCAUGAUUUUUCACUGGAGAAAAAGGUCCUCUACUGGAUCGACUCUGCCUCACGGCAGGAGAUCCCCUGGUUUAAUGUCACUGCGAAUAUGUAUCCCACAGCCCCUCCGUGCUGGCUCCUGUUGGUGGACCCUAAAGAAAACGUGGCUGGCAGCCACAAGGCAACAGGUUGCAAAUCCAAGGAAAUGACACGUGUCCAAAGCUGUAUGAAUCUGGACACCGAGUUUGAGAUGCUCCACCGCGCUGGGAGCGGAGGGAAGGUGACUGAAAGGGGGAAUUUAGAUCAGGGUCCUGAGGGCCAGGAAUGUUCAGAAGGCACGGAGUCUUCCUCAGCCACUUCUGAAGAACACGACAGUAGAGAACAUUUAGCGUCAAUGCCCGGUGUUCUACCUCAGCUUUUCGAUCUUCCCCAAAGCAGACCGAAGACAUCACCAGGGCAUCUAAGUGCUGCCUCAGACAGCAGUUGCCCAAGGCCACUUUGGGGCAAACAGAGGCAAUCCACCUAUUUUUUAAGCAACGUGAAGCAUGAGUUGGAAGGCGCCAAGAAGAAGCUGAUGGCCGUCAUGCAUCCCUUAAACCAAACUGCCGCAGACUCCGCCUUGGUUCCGAAGGCUUUCUCUCUCCACCAGCACUCCAGAAGCAGCAGGAGCUUCAGAUUCGGACCCGGUUCCCCUCCUCGCUUAGCACAGACUUUAAACCCCACCCCACCAGCCACUUCCGGUUGUAAGCCGAGUCGGCUUCAUUCAGCAGGGCUUAUCCGUCCCAUCCAACACCAUAAACCUACCGUGGCCGCUCUCAGCCCGUAUUCCUGCCUCCCACCCGGUCCAGGGACCCAGCAACCUCUUAGUCCCCACAGAUCUCGUCCUGACUCCACCGCCGAUCUGCUCUCGGUGCUGAGCCAAGAGGAACGCGAAUUGGUUGAACCGGUUGUAGCCUUGGGCUAUCCGAUCCGCCGAGCGAUCCUCGCCCUGCAGAAGACGGGGAGACGAAACUUAGGCCAGUUUCUCAGUUAUCUGAGUGCCUGUGACAGACUUCUGAAACAGGGUUAUGAAGAGGCCCAGGUUAUAGAGGCAAUGGAAAUGUUCCAGAACUCAGAGAAAAAGGCAGCAGAAUUUCUUCGCCUCUUAGCCCAAUUCGAUGACAUGGGCUUCCGACAAGCCGACAUCAAAGAGGUCCUCCUACUGUGUGAAAACCACCGAGACAGGGCCCUGGAGGAGCUCAUGACACAAAGCCAAUGAAAGCGGACCAGCGUCCUAUCCUCCCCUCCCCAAAUGAGUCUGUAAAUAUUGUAGUCUCUCAAACAUUUAUCUUAUGAUUCUCUUCAAUCACCAUUUGGAAAGCUCGCCUUUGUGAU